AUGGCGGCGGCACAGGCCCGGAGGAUUCUUGGGCUGGUCUUUGAGAUCGAGCAUGCUGCCGGCAAAGUCACUACCCCGGCCGAGCUCGGCGCUCUGAGCGCAAAGAGACUGUGGCCUUUUUCGAAGGGCCCAGCUAUUCGAGAGGUGUCCGGCCAACCCCCGGAGCUGAAUAAGGGACCUGGCGGUAAGGAGAAGCUUCAGUACUGUGCGGGUUUCUUCGAUGGAUUGGGACACGUCUUCGAAGAUGGACCUAGCUACCGGCUGGAGCUCACGCUUCCCUGGGAGCAGCGCGAGGCGCUACGGCUCUUCCAACAGCUGUUCGGCGGCAGCAUCGUGCCCAGCGAAGCUGUUGGGGCCAGGCGCUUGCUGGAGCUCAGAGCUCGCCGCGCCGGGAAUUUGAAGUGGGCCGUACGGGGAGAGCCGGGCCGGCACGCCGCCUUCGCGCUAGCGGCCCAGGCAGUUCUCAAGCAGCCGCAGCUGCUGCUGGCAGCCCAUUGGCCUUUGUUCACCUCGUCUCCACGGGCUGCCUUGGAGGGCUGCAAGUGGAUGGGCCCUUUCUCCCGGGCCGAGAUCACCUGGGCCUACGUGGCAGGACUCUUCGACGCCGUGGGCCACAUCAGAGACUCGGGCUCCAACCGCCAAGUCUUCUUGGAGUUCAGGCAAAAGUCCUUUCGAUUCUUAGAAAGCCUGCAAGGCUUUCUGAAGGCUCAGCUCUCGUCGGAGUUUGUCUCGGUAAGGCAUUUCCACCGCCUCAGCCGUCUUUCUGUGGUCGAUGCCACACUUGCCCAGACAAUGCUGCGGCAGCUGCUGCGAGUUGGCUUGAUCUUGCGGAAGGAGGCGGCGCAGCUCGCCCUCUCUCCGCUCCUUCCGAUUCCGAAGCUUCCCCUCCGGCUUCUGGCCGCACGGCGAAGCUUUGUGGAUGACUGCGGCGGACGUCGAAGACUCGCUCCUUUGAGUCAGAGCUUCGAGAAGCACCAGGAGGCCUUCGGCCGGCAAAGCGACGCGGCAGAUGCUCGCCAUGCCAUGCAGCUACUCCGAGUGGCGAAAGCGUCCAUGAGCCGUGAAAGAUCCGAGACGAGGAUCACUGCAACUCUGAGACAUGGAGUUUGCAUUUAG
Symbiodinium sp. CCMP2456 is the source of this 1116-nucleotide messenger RNA. The record is from the annotation of a GenBank genome assembly. Lineage: Eukaryota; Dinophyceae; Suessiales; Symbiodiniaceae.